AUGCAGAAGCUCAUCGUUUUCUUCACCACCAUCGCCGCCGCUCAGGCCUUCCUUCUUCCAUCCGGAGGAGGUGGAUGUGGAUGCGCUCCACCACCACCACCACCACCAUGCGGAUGCGGAGGAGGAGGUCUUCCACCACUCCAACUCCCAAGAUUUGAGCUCCCAAGACUCGCUCUUCCAUCCCUCGGAGGAGGAGGCUGCUGCCCACCACCAGCCCCAGCUUGCGGAGGAGGAUGCGGAGGAGCCGCCCCACCACCAGCCGGCGGAUAUGCUACCGCCCCAGCUGCCCCAGCCGGAGGAUACGCCACUGGACCAGUCGGAGGACCAAUUGGAGGGCCGAUCGGAGGACCAAUCGGAGGACCAAUCGGAGGAGGAUACCAAGCUGCCCCAGCUUUCGGAGGAGCCGCCGCCGGAGGAAACUACCAAGCUGCCCCAGCCCUCGGAGGAGCCGGACCAAUCGCCGGAGGAAACUACCAAGCCGGACCAGCCCCAGCCGCUCAAGGAGGAAACUACCAAGCUCAAGCUCCAGUCGAGUCUGCCCCAGUUGAGCAAGCCGCUCCAGCUCAAGGAGGAUACCAAGCUCAAGCCCCAGCUCAGGGAGGAGCCUACUCUGAGGGACACAAGAACUAG
Caenorhabditis briggsae is the source of this 630-nucleotide messenger RNA. RefSeq names its product Protein CBR-CUT-2 (gene Cbr-cut-2). The record is from RefSeq and is a predicted model, not a curated record. The coding region runs from base 1 to 630 and encodes 209 amino acids. The transcript is spliced from 2 exons. Lineage: Eukaryota; Metazoa; Nematoda; Chromadorea; Rhabditida; Rhabditidae.